AUGCGACACGUGGCUAUUCUCUUCUGCGGCCUUUUGGCUUCUCCUUUCCUCCGAUUUUUUCUUUCUUUUUGCUUCUCAUUUCCUACGAUUUUUUUAUUUUCUUUAUACGGAAGGCACUGGAAGCUCCAUUUUAAUAAUCCCCCUCAAAUUCUUCUCCCCGAAACCCUAAUUCCCCCACAAAUUACGAACCCCCAAAUUCUCAUCCGGCGAGACUCCCUCAGCCCCCGCCGCCGCGGUAGCAAGAAAUCCCACCCCACCGCGUUGACACCUCCGUCUUCUUCAUCCAAGAAGAACCCAAGCGGCCCACCAAAGCAAACGAAGCCCCGAGCACCCCCGCUGUUUCCGACCAAAUCCCCGACGCUGACAACGCUGAAACGAGCUAUGCUGGAGACGGUCCAGCGAGUUAGACUCGUGCUUCACCAGAAGGAAGAAAGCAUGCAGGAGGAGUGCACUAGACCCCAGCGAGCGAGGGUCCCGUAG
This is a messenger RNA of Striga asiatica, 480 nucleotides long. Lineage: Eukaryota; Viridiplantae; Streptophyta; Magnoliopsida; Lamiales; Orobanchaceae. The record is from the annotation of a GenBank genome assembly.